GUGCGUGCCUAACCAGGAAAACAGCGAAGAAAUGCCCGAAGUUGCAUAGUGGGCCUUUAAACGGAACGUUAUUUUUUCGAAGAAGUAUAUCUGGUUUACGGGGUAUUCGUAUUUGUCCCAAUAAAGCGCGUAUCUUGUUGUGAAACGAUAUGUGUUAUUAUAAGCAUUUUGAUAUUACAAGCCCCAAAAAAUAAGUAAAGUGGGACCGCCAACAAAUACAAUACAAUAGGACGCCACCAGACGGAGCUAUUCUACAACGAAAGGAGUCGUCGAUAGCCUCCCAAGAAGUUGGGUACUUUUCACCAAACGCGUUGUUGGGUUUUCCUCUGCUUUACUUGUUUCAGGCAGAAAUGUUCUGUUUGGUGGUCCAACAACGUUGAACAAACUGCUUGUCUUCAGCCAGCUUCCACAGGGAGAGUCCUAGAUCCGAUUAAUAUAUUUGAAGGAAAUCAGUAAAAUAGCUGUUUUUUAGGUUCCAGCAAACGACUCCAUCUCCCAAACGAAGGCCUAAUUAGCAGAAUUUCCAAAUAAGCAGCACUUUUAAUCAAUGAACAACAGCUUCAUAGCAUGACGGACAUUACAUCACACACCGCCACCAGGUGACGACGAUCCAAGGGAUUUCCAACAUGUGGGCGACGGACUGAAUGAUGGCGUGAGAGAUUCUCUCUGCGUUUCGCACGCCGUUGGACGACGCGCACGUCACUCACGGUGCGCUCCGCCCAGACGGUCCUGCUGCCGCGAGUGGCUCUCGGUGAGAAGGCUGCAAUAAAUGUCUGACGAAACCAACAGUUUGGACCGACCAGGCAACAAACCGAGGAGAUGCUGAGCCGUCUAAUGAGUGGCAGCAUCCGGAGUCUAGACAGGGAAUAUGACUGCACGGUGAGGCUGCUGGACGACUCCGAGUACACCUGCACCAUACAGCGAGAUGCCAAGGGACAGUACCUGUUCGACCUCAUCUGCCACCACCUCAACCUGCUGGAGAAAGACUACUUUGGCAUCAGAUAUGUGGACCCAGACAAGCAGAGGCAUUGGCUGGAGUUCUCCAAAUCAAUUGCCAAACAGAUGAAAUCCCAGCCCCCCUUCACCAUGUGUCUGCGGGUCAAGUUCUACCCCCCGGACCCUGCCGCCCUGAAGGAGGAGAUCACCAGAUACCUGGUCUUCCUACAGAUUAAGAGGGAUCUGUAUCACGGCCGACUUCUGUGCAAGACCUCGGACGCUGCCCUACUGGCUGCCUACAUACUCCAAGCGGAGAUCGGGGACUACGACCCGGGGAAACACCCCGAGGGCUACAGCUCCAAGUUCCAGUUCUUCCCCAAACACUCGGAGCGGCUUGAGCGCCGCAUCUCAGACAUCCACAAGACCGAGCUGAUAGGACAGUCUCCAGACACAUCUGAACUCAACUUCCUACAGAAAGCUCAGAGUCUGGAGACGUACGGCAUCGAUCCUCACCCCUGCAAGGAUGUGUCUGGUAACCCAGCCUUCUUGGCCUUCACUCCAUUUGGCUUCACUGUACUCCAAGGAAACAGGAGGAUACACUUCCUUAACUGGGAUGAGGUGACCAAACUCAAGUUUGAGGCAAAGACGUUCCAUGUUUACGCUAAUCAGAAGGAGGAUAAGAAGAUCAUCCUGACGUACUUUGCUCCUACCCCCGAGGCCUGUAAGCACCUGUGGAAGUGUGGAGUGGAGAACCAGGCCUUCUACAAGUUGGAGAAGUCCAGCCAGGUGCGCACGGUGUCCAGUAGUAAUCUCUUCUUUAAGGGAAGUCGCUUCAGAUACAGUGGAAGAGUUGCAAAAGAAGUGAUGGAACAAAGUGCCAAAAUAAAGAGAGACCCCCCUGAGAUCCACAGAGCUGGCCUGGUCCCUAGUAGGAGUUGUCCCUCCAUCACCCAUGGCCCUCGUCUGACCAGUGUUCCCCGCACCCGACGGAGGGCUGUCCACAUCUCCAUCAUGGAAGGUCUGGAGUCGCUCCGGGACAGUGCCCAUUCCACGCCGGUGCGCUCCGUCUCCCACGGCGACACCUUCAUGCGGCGCUCGCGGGGCCACCUGGCGGACAGCAGGGAGGCCGGCCCCUCGGGGUCGGGGGUCAUCUCGGACGAGGCCUACAGCCCGUCGGACAGCGUGCUGCCCACGCCCGUGGCCGAGCACGGCGGCGCCGAGAUGUCGCUGGGCCGCCACCUCAACGGGACGUCCCGCGGAGCCGGCGACGAGGAGGGGGGGGCGGAGUCAGAGACGGCCCAGGAGAGGGGGGGCCAGGGGGCGGAGCCGGGCCCGGGCAAGAGGGGGGCGUUGCGGGCGGGGGGGAGGAGCAGGACCUCGACCCCCGGGGGCGCCGGCGGGGACGUGGAGGAGCUGAACAAGUUUGUUCUGAGCGUCCUGCGCCUGUUCCUGGUCACCAUGGGUCUGCUGGGGGCACUGCUGCUGCUGCUGCUGGUGCUGACCGAGUCGGACCUGGACAUCGCCUUCCUCCGGGACAUCCGCAGGACGCCAGAGUUCCAGCAGUUCCACCUGGAGUACUUCUGCCCGCUGCGGCGCUGGCUCGCCUGUAAGGUACGCUGGAUGGGCGGCUUCCUCGUCAGCCAAUAAGAGGAAAGCAAACAGACACUUCCUGCUGAGCAUGGGAGCCCAAUCAGAAUACAGAACAUAGACAGUGUUUCAAUCACAAGCCAAGGACCGCCCCCUUUUCCUCUGGUAAACAUGUUGUGGGUUUUUUUCAUAUUUAGAAUUUUGUUAAAGCAUUAAUGACAGGAAGCUGAAACCUCAUCUUUUAAUAUAGGUCAUUUUGAGAUCAUUUUGCUUUGUCACGGCAACAGGGUUUUCACAGGGUGCAAAGCCGAAAGGAAGUUGAAGGCAAUAAUAACUUCAGAGAAAGAAGAUAUUAUUCGAGGAUUGGGUUGCCUUCAUUUUUUACUCAUGUUUUAUGUUGACAAAUUCUUGUAAGAAAGGGAAUAAACGAGAUGUCGGUCUGUGUGGUUUGCAAGACUUCAAUUGACCUGUGGAUUGAUCAAGGAUGAGAACAUUUAAAGGAAGAAAAGCAACAGUAUGUGGGCCAGCAACGCAGAGAAUAUCACCGUGUUUGAUACCCGACCCGAAAAAAACUAACGUAUGUAUGGCUGCUGCUACGAGUUGAAAGUGGUGAUUAAAGUCUGAAAGUGUUGGAUGGGAACAGAGUGGUGCUUUUUUUUCAUGUAGGAUGAGCUUGAGUCAAACACUGAAACCAUACUGGUUUCAACCAAGGAACACAAAAGCUUUGAUUAUGUUGAUACACAUUUCUGUAGUUUCGGUGGUUUGCAUCUCAGAAUGAUAAAGAGAUAUUUUGAAGCCCCAGUUUUCCUUCUGGAGGUCUGAUGUUGGUUUCUGGUAUUUGACUUCACCCUGGCUGGGUUACUUUGAGGUUUGUCCUGGACCAUGGCUCACAAUUUUAUCUAAACUAGGGUGGCUUUCGAACAACCUUAUCCAGUCAAUUUCAUAUAUUACUUUAAAACCAAAUCUUGUAGAAAGUCAAAACAAUGGCUUUUUAGAGCUGGGCAUUAAUGUCAAAAACUAAAAAAUGUACAUAGUAAUUGCAUUAAAAUCACUUAUAAUAUGAUUUGUAAUGGUACCCAAUUACCAAUCUUUACAAAUAUGGAAGACCGGCUUCAAUAUAACUGCCAAAAAGCCAUGAAACCUAACCACUUGUUUAACAGAUCAAGGCCAAAAGACAACACUUAAGCUACAUCGCAAUAUUUUGAUAAAAAAAGUUAUAGCCUGGGCUACAUCUAGGCUGUUAUCACGAUAUUCAAUAUAUUAUAAUCAAUACAUUGCCCAUCUUCACAGCUUUCCAUAAAAAAACAGUGCUAGUGAAACAGAUGCUUCUUAAGAAAUAAGCCUGUUUUGGUUUCAUGUUUUGAAUGUGUAUUGUGAGCAGACAUUCAAGAUCUAUGGUUGGUAAGCAUGUGGUCCACUGGCAUGCAUGGUCUCGCGCGUCACAAUAAGAAGGAUGACGGCAUGAAGAAAUGCUCAUCAAACACCAUAAAGUUUGACGAGCAUGAAAUGCAAGUUGAAACGUACAAGUGGAAUAAAAUGUGAAUGUUGGAAUGGAAUCGAUGAGCCGAAGUGGAGAGGACAACAUUCUGCACACCUGUAAACAUAACUAAGAAUUGAUAAAUACUCGAUAAGAUACCUUGCCUUUGUAAGGACUUUGUAGGAAGGUGUUGUGUUGUCCAAGUUUAUGUAACGUAAGUCAAUAAUAUUGAUACAUAUCAACUCCUGAGUGAGUACAAAAGGAACAUUGGUUUUCAUUUUUUUUUCGUCAUUUACUCUGGUAGUUGAAAGAAUAUAGCGCAGUGUUAUUGAAAUUUGACGGCCACAACUUUUUUUGGUAGACUUUUGAUUGAUGUGCAAUACUUUUCAAUAGUCAGAACCGACUUUUAUGAAAUGCUAUUUUACUGUCACAAAGCCUCUGCAGACUGUAAAAUAAAACCCAUGCAAAUAUUUUCCCAUAGCGGAGCAUUAAGAAAGAUGAUAUUCCCUUUUUAUUUUUGCUUUUAGACCCACUUCUUACUAGUGGGGUCACAAUAUCUAGUUAAUCUGUAAAUGCCAACCACGUUAAUAUGACAGUGUUUUGUAUAAAUGCUUAUCUCCCUAGUAUGUUUGUUCCAUUCUUAGUGGAAAGAAGGUAGCCUACUACUUUCAUGAAUAUGUACAUUUUAGCAACAAGACUGGGCUUUAAAGGAGGCAUCGUGAUUUACGUACAAUCAUGUAAUAUCUAUCAUCAAUGUGUCUACCAAAGAAGACCUGUUAUCCCCUAAUGUCUUUACCAGAAAUUGAUCUGGUGUCAAUGGAUGGAUACCCUGUGCAAUCCUUCUCCAGCCAUACUAGAUGGCACUCCUCCCACACACUCUCUUUCUCUCAUCACAGCUCUUACAGCCAAAGGAACUUAACUAGAUCCUGAAGCAACAUUGAACAUAAGAGAAGAGAAGAUAAUAAGAUGGCUGAUAUUAGAACCACACCAUCCUACAGGAAAAGGCUUUAUUUUUUCUCUAUCUCUGAAAAGUUUUGCACACUGGCAUGAAUUCAUUUAUUGGGUGUGGAAAUGUGCAGUCAUAAAUGCCACAAAUAAAUAAAGGUGGUUUGUAUAUUCAGAUGAUUGGUGGAUGUAUUUUUGGGGGGGUUGUCGUAAGAUAAAUGUUGAUAGAUACUAGCAAUGCCAGUGAAGGCCAAUCAGUGGAUGUUUGUAUACCUCCUUGUCCACAUUGUACACCUUGGAUUAUCGUUUUAUAUCAAUGUACGAAAUGAGCAAUAACUCUGUGAUCAUUUAAUAUGUUGACAAUGUGUAAAAUGAUAAACAAGAUCUUUUAUUUUGUUCUAUUUUCCAUUUAUUGAAAAUGAUAUACCUGUGGUUUGGGGAUGUGUAGAGUUAUUUAUGAAUGGAGGUUGGAAUGUGCAGUGUUUAGGGUUAAAAGAUAAGAAAAUACAUAAUAUAUUAAUAUAAUCUACUCAAGGUUCAUCCGAUUGAAAUGAGUACAAUUAUGCGUACUAUAAAUUAUAUUAAUGGGGACUUACAAAAGAUGUGCUUAAAGGAUGAAUUGGAGUGUAAACACACGUAGGAUACAUAAAUGUACUUCACUUUAUCUGUGGUCGAAUAGCAGGACUCCCUCCUGUACAGUCUCCAUGCAUAUACACCUCUCACCAAGCAUGAGUUUUGUUACCUCUGGAAAUGCCUGCUUCAUUCUCCAAUGACAGGCCUAAAAUGAGGGUCAAAUAAUUCAUCAAUAAAUAUAUAUUCUUAAAAUGGA
Messenger RNA from Gadus morhua (Atlantic cod), 5774 nucleotides. RefSeq names its product FERM domain-containing protein 5. Gene Ontology annotation, cellular component: cytoskeleton. The coding region runs from base 820 to 2583 and encodes 587 amino acids. Gene Ontology annotation, biological process: actomyosin structure organization. The record is from RefSeq and is a predicted model, not a curated record. The transcript has 15 exons. Lineage: Eukaryota; Metazoa; Chordata; Actinopteri; Gadiformes; Gadidae. Gene Ontology annotation, molecular function: cytoskeletal protein binding.